Gadus macrocephalus (Pacific cod) is the source of this 4240-nucleotide messenger RNA. RefSeq names its product disco-interacting protein 2 homolog Cb (gene dip2cb). Bases 16 to 2232 code for a protein of 738 amino acids. Lineage: Eukaryota; Metazoa; Chordata; Actinopteri; Gadiformes; Gadidae. The record is from RefSeq and is a predicted model, not a curated record. The transcript is spliced from 17 exons.
GUAUACAGUAUAUAUAUGCGUGUGUGUGACGGUGUGCUGUGCUCCAGGAUCGCCGUGUUCUCCAUCACGGUCCUCCACGAUGAGAGGGUGGUGGUGGUGGCGGAGCAGAGACCUGACUCCACAGAGGAGGACAGCUUCCAGUGGAUGAGCAGAGUGCUGCAGGCCAUCGACGGUAUCCACCAGGUGGGGGUCUACUGCCUGGCUCUUGUGCCCUCCAACACGCUGCCCAAGACGCCCCUGGGUGGGCUGCACCUGUCAGAGACCAAGCAGCUGUUCCUGGAGGGCCGGCUGCACCCCUGUAACGUCCUCAUGUGCCCCCACACCUGUGUGACCAACCUUCCCAAACCCCGGCAGAAACAGCCUGAGGUGGGUCCGGCCUCGGUGAUGGUGGGGAACCUGGUGUCUGGGAAGAGGAUCGCCCAGGCCAGCGGCCGGGACCCGGGGAACCUUGAGGACCAGGACCAGUUCCUCUUUCUGUCCGACGUCCUGCAGUGGCGGUCCCAGACGACCCCGGACCACGUCCUCUACAGCCUGCUGAACUCCAGGGGGGCGGUCAGCAGCUCCCUCACCUGCCUCCAGCUCCACAAGAGAGCAGAGAAGAUCUCCGCCAUGCUGGGAGAGAGAGGACAGCGGCUGGAGGGGGACCACAUCGCCCUCGUCUACCCCCCAGGCAUUGACCUGAUCGCGGCGUUCUACGGCUGUCUGUACGCGGGCUGCGUCCCCGUCACUGUGCGGCCCCCCCACCCCCAGAACAUCUCCACCACCCUGCCCACCGUCAAGAUGAUCGUGGAGGUGAGCCGCUCGGUGUGUGUGAUGACCACCCAGCUCAUCAGUAAGCUGCUGAGGUCCAAGGAGGCGGCGGCGGCGGUGGAGGUCCGCAGCUGGCCCCCGGUGCUGGAGACAGAUGACCUCCCUAAGAAGAAGCCCUCUCUGCUCUUCAAGCCGUCCAACCCUGAGAGCCUCGCCUACCUCGACUUCAGCGUGUCCACCACCGGCAUGCUGGCCGGGGUCAAGAUGAGUCACGCCUCCACCAGCGCCUUCUGCCGCUCCAUCAAGCUGCAGUGCGAGCUGUACCCGUCACGGGAGGUGGCCGUCUGCCUGGACCCCUACUGCGGCCUGGGCUUCGUGCUCUGGUGCCUCUCCAGUGUGUACUCAGGCCACCAGUCCAUCCUGAUCCCCCCGGCGGAGCUGGAGCUGAACCCGGGGGUCUGGCUGCUGGCCGUGAGCCAGCUGAGGGUCCGAGACUCCUUCUGCUCCUACAGCGUCAUGGAGCUGUGCACCCGCAGCCUGGGCCAGCAGACCGACGGGCUCAAGGCGAAGGGUCUGGACCUGUCUCGCGUGCGGACCUGCGUGGUGGUGGCGGAGGAGCGGCCCCGCACCGCCCUCAGCCAGUCCUUCUCCAAGCUCUUCAGGGACCUGGGGCUCCACACCCGCGCCGUCAGCACCUCCUUCGGCUGCAGGGUCAACCUGGCCAUCUGCCUGCAGGGUACCUCGGGCCCCGACCCCACCACCGUCUACGUGGACAUGAGGGCCCUGCGGCACGACCGGGUGAGACUGGUGGAGAGGGGGUCGCCCCACAGCCUGCCCCUCAUGGAGUCUGGGAAGAUCCUGCCCGGGGUCCGCAUCAUCAUCGCUAACCCAGAGACCAAGGGGCCAAUGGGAGAGUCUCAUCUGGGAGAGGUGUGGGUGACCAGCGCUCACAACGCCAGCGGUUACUUCACGGCGUACGGCGAGGAGGGGCUGCAGGCGGACCACUUCACGUCCCGGCUCAGCUUCGGCGACACGCAGACCGUCUGGGCCCGGACCGGGUACCUGGGCUUCCUGAGGCGCACCGAGCUGACCGACGCCAACGGAGAGCGCCAUGACGCGCUCUACGUGGUGGGGGCUCUGGACGAGGCCAUGGAGCUGCGGGGGAUGAGGUACCACCCCAUCGACAUCGAGACCUCCGUCAUCAGGACCCACAAGAGCAUCACCGAGUGCGCGGUCUUCACGUGGACCAACCUGCUGGUGGUGGUGGUGGAGCUGGAGGGCUCGGAGCAGGAGGCCCUGGACCUGGUGCCCCUGGUGACCAACGUGGUGCUGGAGGAGCACUACCUGGUGGUGGGCGUGGUGGUGGUGGUGGACAUCGGGGUCAUCCCCAUCAACUCCCGCGGGGAGAAGCAGCGCAUGCACCUCCGGGACGGGUUCCUGGCCGACCAGCUGGACCCCAUCUACGUGGCCUACAACAUGUAGGGAGAGGGGGAGGGGGAGGGGGAUAGGGGGAGGGGGGCAGAGAGAGAAAGGGAGAGACAGGGGGUGGGGGGGAGGGGGAGACAGAUAUAGGGGGGGGAGAGCUGGAGGGAGAGAGAGAGGGGGAGAGGGAGGGAGUGAGUGAGGGAGAGGGAGAGAGGGGGAGGGAAAGGGGGGAGAGGGGGGCAGAGGGAGAGAGAUAGGAGGGAAGAGGGAGAGAGACUGUGAAAAAAAGCCUUAAGUAGUUGGAUGAAGAAAGUCAGCCUAACUUUGUGGAGGUUUACAAAUUAAACAAACGCACCCAGACUCUUCAGUAGCGCCGUGUCUACGGGCCGCCGGACGGGACAAUCCCAGCCUCAGUGUUUAGAGCUUCUUUCUGUUUCAGGGCAGCUUUGUGUUUCGCUGCUGCCCUUUCAGAUGUGGACCUGGGGUCUUUUGUAAAGCAGAAAUUCUCAACAAACUGUGGCACGCUAUGCUUUCCGUUGACCAUGUUUCUAAAUGGUGUAACCGUCACGAAGUUGUGUUUUGCUACGGGGGGCUCCACUCCACCGCUCAUAAGGUACGACGCGUUUCUCAAAUUUUAUUUAGCUUAUAUUAGCUGUCGUCGUUUCUUACAGGGUUAGCUCCUCCGCCAGGGGAGCUAGCUAGAGUAACGCUGCUCACACAGCGAGGGCAGAAUCACUUCCACUAGCGUAGAGCUAGCAUAGAGCUAGCGUAGAGCGAGCACCGCACGCAUAUCCUGUAAGUAUGUACAGAAGAAGAAGAAGAAACCGGACUUAAUUUAUUUGUUUUUCAUUUUUAAAACGGAUCUAUGGAGUGGUUCUAGGAGGUUCUCGGUAUAAAAUGUUUUAUCUCCUGUGGAACCAUGUCUCUAUGGAGGGAUGAUUCUAUGAAUAUAGAUCUAUAGAUCUAUGAAUAUAGAUCCAUAGAUGUAGGUUUGUAGAUCAGUACAUUUAUAAAUAUAGAUCUAUAGAGGUAUGAAUAUAGAUCUAUUAUUAUAGAUCUAUAUGGAUAUAGGAUUAUGGAUCUGUACAUUUAUGAAUAUAGAGCAAUAGAUCUAUGAUUAUAGGUAUAUUGGUAUAGAUGUAUAGAUCUAUGAAUAUAGAUCUGUAUUGGUGCUGACCAUGUGCACUCCGACACCGGUGGUAAAGCGAAAUACAAGAAUUUGAGUCGGUCGAUUUUUUGGGGACAGAAGUGAAGAAUUGAGGAGUAUAAUUUUAAACGUCAUAAUUAAGUGCCACUAAUGUUUCCUCAAAGCUAAGCUUUAAAAAAAUGUGCCAUUCUUUGUCAGAUUUCAGUGUUUUUUUGACAAGAAUUUUCUUUGGGUCUUUUAAGAAAAGUGACCUUUUUACAAUUACCAGUCCAUUUUCUGGGAAUAUUAGAAAAGGAAAUCAAAAGGAAGAAGUGAUUCCAGUCAAUUUAUUGAUCAGCAUUUUAAAUAAUGACAUGAAUAAAGUAUUCACUGUUCAAGGUGUAAUAAGCCUGUGGCCAUAUGUUGUGUUUCUGAAUGAAACACAACAUAUCCUCCAUUUAAAAGAAAAAAACAAACAGUGAAUCCAUACCUCGGCUGAUGUCGUUGUUUAUCAGUCGAUCGAUCAGCAUAUCUUCACUGUCCCUGUCUUGUACCCAGGCUUCAAAUUACGCGACUGCAAUACCGCGUUUCAUGUUCCCGAUUAGAGCCUGGCUCUCUUUAAAACGAUCCACCUUUCAGGAGUCGGCUGAGGGCUCUGGACCACAACGUUAAAUUGAGUAGGCAGCGUUAGCAUUGUAAAUACACCGGUAUGUAGCAGUGUCGCCGGUUCAUACCGGGACGACACCCGGACAAUCACCGCAGGACCGACCGUCGCUCCUUCAACAACACGGAACUUUUAUUUUUUUACAAGCACUUUCCUCACUGUUUUGUCUCCGUUCUUCAAUCAGCCAAGUAACUUGCUGACGUUUUUUUUAAGGAUAUGAAAUGUCUUAUUUACUUGAGUUGGCAUAAGUAAAAUAAUAAAAAUCAUUUUGACAA